AUGCCUAUCAUAAGUAGGCUGGUCAAGGGCGUUGGCGCAGGCAUCGGUGCGGCAUCGGAGGCAAUCGCCGACCACAGAGAGAAGAAGGCAGCCAGAGAGCGCGGAGUGUCACCCAUCCCCGCAGUCCAACAUGAGACUGGGGAGAGCUCGCACCUAGCAGCUCCGACACUUCACCCCCCACAUUCAUCCGAAAAGAAAAGCCGUUCUGACGGGGAAGACGACGACGAUUCUUCGAGUAUCAGCAGUUCUGACUUGGCCAACGACAAUGCCGAAUGGGCCCUUGACGAAGCUGCAGAAGAGCUCGAGCAGCCUCCGCCAUCAUACGAAGAAGCAGCCGCUACACCGGCUUCAGACCAAGACGUCGCGAGAGCUUUCGUGGACAAGCACCGAUUCACACCUUCGCCCUCCCUGAAUAUCAAACCACUACCAUGCCCGGUCAUACUCCCGCAGCGCCGGCCAAAAGACAAAAGUCGAGGAUUUGUGCGCGCCUACGCCCCCUUACUCGGCGAGUGUGCGGGCAUUGACCAGGGGACCUUUAUCGACUUCAUCAACGACCUUGACCGCGCCUCAAAAGCCAGCCCGGUCUUCGACGUGAUCAAUCUGGCUUGCUUCGCCGCGGGAUUGGUACCAAACCCCAUUGCCAUGGCCGUGACCAUCGCUGUCCAAGUGGCCAGUCAGACUGCAAAGGAGAUCCAAUCCCGCCAGCGCAGAAACACCUACCUCGAUCAGAUCAACAACUCUCUUUUCAAGCCACGUGGACUGUACUGCAUGAUCAUGACCUUCAAACCGGACAGCCCGCAUGAGCCGCUGCUCGGAAUAGACCUCUCGAACAUCAGCGCUGCAGACCAAGCUCUCGUCAAAGCAACCUCGAUCCCGGACUCCGAGCUGAAACAAAAGCUCGCCAAACUCCGCCUCACCUCGGGCGUCAGCAAGGGCGAGCUUUCCCUUCCCGAGCCCGCGCCUCUGAUCUACCCUGCCCUCGACGCGGCUGCACUGUCGGCGCUCAACUCGACAGAGGAUUCCUCCGGCGGUGCCAAGAGCACUCUACCACAACGCACCCAAGACAAGCUCCGCGCGACGGGCGGGUUCUUGGCAAGCUAUCUCGACCGUCGCGCUCAGGCAAGCUACGCCGGGAUGCACCCGGACAGCAGGCUGGUGGCGCCUUCUCCGGAUAAGACAUUCGCCUCUCGAUUCAGCGAUCCGAAUCACCCGGCCAACUCGGGAACCAUUCUCGGUCUCCUGACUGGUGGGCAUUUUGACCCCAAAGCCAAGAGACGAGGGCGGAGAGCUCAGAAAAGGGCACACAAGAGAGGAUACGAACUGAGCCCGGCAGACGUCAAAAAUGCGGAGAUGGGCCGACUACCGAAGCGAAGACAGGGCGUAAUCAGGAAGGUACUGCACAAGGACAUCCUGUACUUGACGGUGGUCAACCUUCCGAGCGAGGCGGAGAUGAGGGAGAUCAUGGGCGAGCUAGAACGGGUCAAGAGUGGAGGCAGUCAGAGCGAGGUGAGGUCUUGA
This is a messenger RNA of Cladophialophora carrionii CBS 160.54, 1518 nucleotides long. RefSeq lists its product as uncharacterized. The record is from RefSeq and is a predicted model, not a curated record. NCBI's taxonomy places the organism in Eukaryota, Fungi, Ascomycota, Eurotiomycetes, Chaetothyriales, Herpotrichiellaceae. Bases 1 to 1518 code for a protein of 505 amino acids. The transcript has a single exon.